AUGGAUGAUUCAUUUCAAUAUCUUCCCCUUGAUCCAAAGCAACGAGAGAUUCGACUUGUUACGUUGGAACCUGGAGCUUGGUCACACUCAAUACGCUGCACUAUUGAAGCACGUUCUUUUGAUGGAAAGCCCAUGUAUGAUGCACUCUCCUAUGUAUGGGGUGAUGCAAAAAACCGGAGACCCAUUCAACUCAACGAUCAAUUAUUCGAGGUCACAGAGAAUCUAUGGGUUGCGUUACGGCGUCUUCGAAAUCAUGCUAUCCGCCGCGUGCUCUGGAUCGAUGCUAUAUGUAUCAAUCAGACGGACAAUAACGAGAAGUCUCAGCAGGUCGCGAUGAUGGGAGAAAUAUACAGCAACUGCCAAAAUACAAUAAUCUGGCUGGGAGAGGAUGAAGAUGUUGAUGUUUCUGAGACGGAAUCGAAAUCUACGACUGCAUCCCGUGCAUGCAAAAUGUUGGAGAUGCUUGGGGCUGAUAAACAUUUUUACGAAUUGCCUUGCUUCAUAACAGCGGAAGGGGGUCGAGCUGAGAUAAAAGAAGAGUACUCUGAUCAUUUUGAGGCCUUUCGAAAGUUUGUCGAUGUUCCAUGGUGGAGGAGAAUUUGGGUUAUUCAAGAGAUGGUUUUGCCUAAGCAUGUUAGAUUCCUCUACGCUUCUGAGGAGUUUUCCUACAGUACAUUGAGAUCUGUUGUACAGGGAUUGCAAGUACACGGCACAACAUGUUGUAAGCAGCAUCGGUAUACACUCCGAGCGAUAGCCUUCGACCCGAUCUUGACGUUUCAAGAACAAGUGGAGCCCAUGGUCUAUACACGUGAAACAUGGACACAUCAGACACCGAUCACGCUCUUUCGCUUACGGAGGUUAUUCUCAGCUUUUCAGGCAACAGAGAAGCGCGAUCUCUUCUACGCGCUCCUAGGCCUUGUCACAAGCUGGGGCGCUAACAAUCCUCUGUAUCCAAAUUACGGCGUUUCUCUGAAAGAAGCCAUCAUGCAAGCCGUCUUCAAAUGUAUCUCCGAGCAAGGAGGAUUAGAGUUCUUGCAGGGCGAAAGAUUCUACCGUGGAGAAAUAGACAUGCCCUCAUGGAUUCCUGAUGCCCAUUUCUCCGCUGUUCCGCCACAAUGGGCCAUCGUUGAGCAACGGAGACUCAAGAUAUAUUCUGGUUUCUCCGCCUCAGCAUUCCUCCGCCAGGAUACUUCGCAACUUUCUCUUACCGCUAAUGGGGCACUGCUUUGCCAAGCACUCUUGGUCGACAAGAUUGUCAAGGUUGGAUCUAUUUGUGAUGCAUUGGGGCAUUUUGAAGAAGCACCUGAUGUGCUUCGUCAAUGGAUGGAGAUGAUUGGGGUAGAAUUUCGAGAUUGGCCGGAACAGCCACCUGCAGAAGGCUCCACACAGGAUGUCUUCUGGAAGACCAUUCUCAAUGACUCCACGGAGCUAGAUACAACUGAAAGUCCCUUCUAUCGGCGACCCAAUGACAAGGAUUAUGUGGACUUACGAGCUCUAUGGGAGUUCUUCCUUGGACCAUUUGGAAGGAUGAUUGUGAGCAGCCUUUCAUUUUCUGAGGAGUCGCAUGACAAACUGUUGUCUAAGGCUCCUGCAACUAUAUACCACCUUUUCGUUUGCCUCCAGCAGAGACGAAUAUUCGUAACAGAACGCGGAUGGAUCGGGCUGGCCUCUCGGCAGGCAAGCCCAAAUGAUACAGUCCACAUUCUGCUGGGUUCUCCUGCCCCUUUCAUCCUUCGUCCAUCAAACGAAGCCUCAGAGGUAGACAAACAAGCAAAGACGCUGCCUUCUUACACUGUCAUUGGUAAUGGCUAUCUCCACAACGUCAUGUUUGGUGAAGCUUUUAAGGGUGACGGGGAGAAAGAUGUUAGGACAGUUGCGCUUCAUUAA
Messenger RNA from Endocarpon pusillum Z07020, 1887 nucleotides. RefSeq lists its product as uncharacterized. Lineage: Eukaryota; Fungi; Ascomycota; Eurotiomycetes; Verrucariales; Verrucariaceae. The record is from RefSeq and is a predicted model, not a curated record. The coding region runs from base 1 to 1887 and encodes 628 amino acids. The transcript has a single exon.